Molecule: messenger RNA, 6386 nt
Organism: Epinephelus fuscoguttatus (brown-marbled grouper)
Lineage: Eukaryota; Metazoa; Chordata; Actinopteri; Perciformes; Serranidae
Product: calpain-1 catalytic subunit-like
Exons: 22
Coding region: 61-2166 (701 amino acids)
Biological process (GO): proteolysis
Cellular component (GO): cytoplasm
Molecular function (GO): calcium-dependent cysteine-type endopeptidase activity
Source: RefSeq, a predicted model, not a curated record
UGUUCCACCCAGACUUGGCACUUUUCCUUUCUGGCUGGUGAGAGUUCACACACUGCAACAAUGCCUGCACCGGGUGUGUGUAUGAACAUCGUCAAUGCCCGUCAUAUGAAAGACGGCCGAGGGACCCGCGACAACCCUGAGCGGUUUCUCAACCAAGACUUUGAGCAGCUGAAACAGUACUGUCUCUUCAAACGGCUGAGGUACAUUGAUGACAUGUUCCCCCCUGACAGAAGGUCCAUUGGUGAAGGGAUACUGAGUCCUUCUGACCUGAAGCAAGUGGUGUGGCUGAGACCAGCAAAAAUUGUUCCCAAUCCAUAUUUUGAAGUUGAUGGGAUCUCCAGGUUUGACUUUGGUCAAGGCAUGGUUGGUAACUGCUGGUUUCUUGCAUCUAUCGGAGCUCUAACUUUCCAGACUGACAUCCUUCAGCAAGUUGUUCCUCUCGAUCAAAAAUUUGAUGAGAACUACUGCGGGCUGUUCCACUUCAGGUUCUGGAGAUUUGGAAGCUGGGUGGAUGUUGUCAUUGAUGACAAGCUACCAACAGUUGAUGGCAGACUUAUCUUUGUUAGGUCCAAAAACCCAGCUGAGUUCUGGCCUGCUCUGCUGGAGAAAGCCUAUGCCAAAGUGUGUGGUUCCUAUGCGGACAUGAGUGCUGGAACUCCUGCUGAGGCUUUGACGGACUUCACCGGUGGUGUUCACAUGUGUAUCAAUCUGCAAAACCCUCCCCCAGACCUGUGGGAACUGAUGUUUAGAGCUGGCAAAUCCAAGUCACUGAUGGGUUGUGGUACACCACAGGGGGAGACAUCUGCCAACACUGUGUUACCGAAUGGACUGGUCCAAGGACAUGCCUACACUGUUACGGGUUUGAAACAGAUGAUGAGCCGAGGGCAACUGGUGAACCUGGUGCGCCUGUGGAACCCCUGGGGCAGAGGGGAGUGGAAAGGAGACUGGAGUGAUGGGUCGCCUUUAUGGCAAACUGUGAGUCCUGAGGAUCGUGAGAUGUGCCUUGCAGUGAUUGACGAUGGGGAGUUUUGGAUGACCCUGGAAACCUUCACUAAGACCUUCUCCGAUCUUGACAUCUGCUGCCUGUGUCCUGACUUCAUUGAUGGAAGCUCUUCUUGCCACUGGAAGACCUCUUUCUACGAGGGCAGAUGGGUUGCAGGAAGGACUGCUGGAGGAUGCAUGAACAAUCCCGGCAGUUUUUGGACUAAUCCACAGUAUCGGGUCAGGAUUGAGGAAUUGCUUGAAGAAUGUUCUGAGGGACAUGAAGAGAAAAACAUGCUGGUGUCUCUCAUGCAAAAGCCUGACAAGAGAAACAGGCGCCUGGUCAAAAGUCUCCACAUUGGAUUAGCUGUGUUUGAGGUGACUGAAGAAUACAAGGCACAGAGGGGGAAGUUCGACGCCUCUUUCUUCAGCAAAAAUAACCCUGUAGCCCAAACGAAAACCUACAUGAAUGCACGUGAAGUGAUGGAGUUCCUUUUGCUCAAGCCUGGCGAGUACCUGAUUGUGCCGUCCACCUUCAGUCCAAAUGAGACAGCCUCCUUCAUCCUGACCAUCCUCUCCAAGUCAGAGACACAUGUCCAUGAGAAUUCUGGUGCCCAUGACCAUGAACAUGAGGAAGCUGAAGAGCCCAUGCAUAUUGAAAAUGGAGAGGAUAUCGAAGAUAAGAGGAUGUUGUUCCGCCAAUACUGUGACAAGGAUGACGAAGUGAAUGCUGAGCAGCUCCAGAAGCUUCUAAAUGAAAACUUCCUGAAAGGAGACUUGCAAUCUGGAGGCUUCAGCACUGACGCCUGUCGCAGCAUGGUUGCUCUGAUGGAUACAUCAAGUAGGCCCUCCGGCAAACUGAACGUUGACGAAUUUGUUCGUCUGUGGAACAAGAUCGUCAUAUACAAGGACAUUUUCUUCCGCAUUGAUGUUUCACAAACAGGAACACUGUCACUGAGUGAGCUGAGGAAUGCUAGCAUUGCUGCAGGAAAGAGGAUCAGUGAUAACAUGCUGAACUUGAUGGCUCUGCGCUACGGUGCCUCCUCAGGACACAUGUCACUGGAGAGCUUUAUCAGUCUCAUCCUUCGCUUCGACUGCAUGAGUGCAAUCUACAGGCAGUUGUCCGAUGGAAUGAACAUAAGCCUUCGUGAACCAGAGUGGAUGUACCUUACGAUGUACACUUAGCCUGGCAGAGAGGAUGAACUGCAGGAUUCAUUUGGAAUUACAGCAGCAGAAUAUGUAAAAGAAAAUAAAUGUGUGUUCUUGUGGAGAUGAGCUAUUAUAUGGUAUGAAACAACAGGGUAUUUACUUUGAACUUUGCUACUGAAAGGGGUCUAACAAAAACUGUCACUUCCCAGCAACUGGGAGGAACAUGCACUGUGUAGCAGAUGCAGGCUACCUUUUUUUUUUCUUAAAAUCACAAUGACAGUGUUAACUGUGCUUACCUGUUACAGACAGUACAGUGGCCAAAUUGUGCAUAGCAUGGAAUACAACAAAAUACAACAGUUUGGUCCUGUAUUUCAUGUGUGUUCUGUCAUUCUUAAGACCUUUACUUGGGGUGUGGCAAUUAAACGUAUAAUAUGUAGUUUUUCCACAUAAAAAUGUCUAAAAACGACUAAACCAAUAUUAUAUAUUUUGUUUAGUUGUGUACUUCGAUUAUCAGAAAUGUUUCCAACAAUUUUUCAAACCCAGAUAAAUAUUUAAUAUUAAUAAAAAUUACGGACUGUGUCAUAACUCCAGUUACCAUAGCCAUUAAAUGAAAGAGAAGAAGAAGAAGCAGACCAGAUGAGACGUCAGAGAAUGAACGUUACUAUUGCUAGGCUAAGCUAACUCGUCAUGGAUCAUGAUUAUGCAUUGACGGUUGCUGCACCUUCUGACACCGAAGCUGUCCCUGUAAACAAGCCGGUAAAACGGAAACAUACGGGUCAACCAAGCGAUCCCAGAAGAAUUUGGGAUAAGAAGAGAGCUAAAUCAAGGAUAAAUAUUGGUGUGGUGCUACACCGGCCAACGGACUCCACUUGCAUAAAGUGAAACAUAAAGUGAAUAUAACUUCAGUAAUAUGCCUUGUCCAUGAGCAUUUCUCUGCUGCUGAAGCUCGCUCUGCCAAAAAAACUGCCACGGUCGGUUUCAGGGAGUGAGGAAUGUCAGAUCUGUAUCUGUUAUAUGACUACAACUCCCAUGAUCCCACGCUACUUCGUGACGUCAUCUAACUGUCCAUCUGUUAUUGUUUUGGUUUGAGAUCCCUAGUGGCAGAAAAUUACAUAUUGCACAUUUAAAUGACACAAAAACGCAAAAUACUUUAGUGAGAAUAUUUUCUAUACAAACUAUUCAUACCAGCAGCGAUGUGAAUUAGCAAUAGUUGCAACACUUGUUUACUGUGACGGACUCAGGAUGUUGGAAGGGCAGGGGCGAAAAGGAAAAAAGAGCACCUACUGCAUGACAUGGGGCCCCAUUGGUGCACAAGAAGCUAGUGUGUCAUGUGUGGCGAAAUAGUCUUCGUCCUUGAUUCUUAAUUAAGAUUAUAUAGACAAUCCAGGCUAAAAGUACCACUCAAGAGGGCAGCCAAAAGGGCACAUCAGCUCGUUUUCAUCAUUCAAGAGGGCAGCUGAUAGGGCACAUCCUCUCAUUUUCGCCACUCAAGAGGGCACUUUAGCACAGCGUUUUCAACCGAGGCGGGAUCGGGGGGGCGGUUGCCCCCUCUGACCCCCCGUCAGAAGUGUCAGACCACCUUGUUUAACUACAUUUCUUUAACCAUUACAGUUACAGAAGAAAAUAAUAACAGAAUAUUUAUUGCAAUUGAUAACAGUUGCAAGGAAGUCAACUCAGAAGCGCAAGAUCAUCUUUAUUCGGUAUAUAGCCUAAGCUAUUGUAACAGUGGGAGUUAAUCUGGUACACUGAAUGUGUCGAGGUUGAAAGAAGUGAUGAAAUUUGCUGUCUUGGUUUCCGCUAUAGAGCCUCUCCGUUGUUGUUUUUAAUCCUAAUAAGUAGACGCAAUGUGAUUGGUUGAUGCCUUUGCAAAAGCUCAGAAACAUUGACCUUGUUCCAAAAAAUAGUAAAAAACAAUUUUUCUUUUCUCCCUGCAAAAUAUUUGCGUUCUGUGUGAGACUACUCAUAUUUUUUUUUUAAAAAAGCAGAUAUGGAGCACCGCCAUAUAAAAUCAAAAUUAGAUUAGACAAAAAUUGUGUCACAUCAACAAUUUGUGCAUUGUUACACCCCUAGUAAACGUAUUAAUAAAUACAAAUAGUAAUGUGAAAUUAUACUAUGAUACAUAUGGACUGAAUUACUGCAUGUUCUGUUUUACUGUAAGAUGGAUGUUUUAUUUUUCUUGCCAUGCUAGCAUUGGUCAGUUCUCCAUUAAAUAUCACAGUAACUAUUGGAUGGAUUGCCAUGAAAUUUGGUACACAUAGUCAUGGUGCUCAGAGGAUGUAGUUUACUGACUGUAGUGAUCCCCUGACUUGUUGCCGUAAAAUCAUAAAAUCUGGUCUAUUCACACAUUCAUUACCCCCCAAGGAUGAAGUGUAAUCACUUUGGCGAUCUCUAAACUUUUGAUCAAGUGCCAUCAUUAGGUAAGAAAAAUUAAUUUGUCCAAAACAGUAAAUCAUUCAUUCAUUAAUUCAUCUUCUAACCGCUUCAUCCUCUUGAGGGUCGCGGGGGGGCUGGAGCCUAUCCCAGCUGACAUCGGGCGAGAGGCAGGGUACACCCUGGACAGGUCGCCAGACUAUCACAGGGCUGACACAUAGAGACAAACAAUCAUUCACGCUCACAUUCACACCUACGGACAAUUUAGAGUCACCAAUUAACCUAGUCCCCAAUCUGCAUGUCUUUGGACUGUGGGAGGAAGCCGGAGUGCCCGGAGAGAACCCACGCUGACACGAGGAGAACAUGCAAACUCCGCACAGAAGGGCUCCCAUGCCCGGGAUUGAACCGGCAACCCUCUUGCUGUGAGGCGAGAGUGCUAGCCACCACACCACCGUGCCACAACAGUAAAUCACUUUUCAUAUAUUAAAUUAGUGCUAAUUGGUAAAUGUUAGCAUGCUAAUGUGCUAAACUAAGAUGGUGAUCAUGGUAAAUGGUACAGAGUGCUCCAGGAUGAUGUUUCCUGUAUGCCAAUGUAGACGUUAGCGUCGCCAUGGUGCCCCAGUCAAAAAGCCAAUGGGAUUUUUCCACUGGACUUCUGGAUUAUUGCAGGAAAUAAGUUAUGUGGAAAACAAAUGUUAAUGAUACUAACAUGUUUUGUUCAGCAAGAUAAUCUUCACAAAUGAAAAUAACUUUUAUGAUUUUUGAAGUGUAAAUGCCAGAAAUAUAAAGCUAAUAUUAUGCUUUAAACAAACAGUCGCAUGACUUAACAUUGUCCCCACAGCAUGGCUGUAAAGCUACAUUAGGCAUGAUGACCGUCUGUGGUCUCAAUUAGCCACUUGUUUACAACCACUUUUUUUAAGACACAAAAAAGCCUCAAAAUUCAUGAGUGGGGUAUUUACUGAUAUAUUUUAUGUUGUACAACAAAAUGUGAAAGCCUUUUAAGCUUGUGUUAACCACAGACCUUAUUUCAGGCCAUUCACUUUGAGAUAUAAGAAGCAGAAGCGUUAAAAUGCUAACUCAUUUCUGGGUUUUAGGACUCAUUCCUGGGGCACUCUAUACCUGCUAAAUAGCAUGCUAACACUAACAUAAUGAAUGUGUUAGCAUCAAGCCCCCAGGAACAGCGCUGGGUUUUCCCAAUCUAGCCAAAUUAACAAAGCGGCCAAAUGUGAAAUUACAACAUCUAGGACCAUGACGUGAUGUCAUGGGGCCCAAAAAGUGUUUUUCCAUUAGACUCACAUUGUGAAAGAGACAUCUGUAAAUAAGCUGAUUCAUUUUUUUAAGGGUCUCAACCCCUGUAAAAUAUUAUGUUUCACUGUUAGGAUUUGAUCUCUUCAGUCCGAUAUCAUUUUAAAAGUCUAGAAAAGAUGUACAAUUAGCAGUAAAUCAUUUUAUCCCCCUUCAAGAUAAUGGAGGGCUAAACUGGAAGUUAGCUGCUCGGUCUGCUGUAAGUCUCAAUUGUGCUUGCUCUGUUGGCUGCACAAUGGGGAAGAUCCGGGCAAUUUCGUACUAUAGAAAUCAAACUUUUAUGGUUUUGUGCACCACCUAACAACUUUAAUAGAAAUAAAAGGGCUCCUACCUUCAGCGCUGUAUCUAGUUCUAUGCAUACAUCCAUGUUUAGCAUGCUGACAUUAGCAUUUAGCUCAAAGCACCACUGUGUCCAAGUACAGCCACAAAAAGCUGCUAGCAUGGCUGUAGGCUUUCUGUCUUAUUAAGUCACUGUUGGGAUUCUUCUGUAUUUUAAGUGUGUUAAUGCAUUUUCUCAUUUAGGCUUGAAUAGACUUUUAUUUUAAUCACUUUGUACUUACAAAAUAAAGAUAUUAUCCAAA